Molecule: messenger RNA, 670 nt
Organism: Drosophila obscura
Lineage: Eukaryota; Metazoa; Arthropoda; Insecta; Diptera; Drosophilidae
Exons: 1
Coding region: 132-602 (156 amino acids)
Source: RefSeq, a predicted model, not a curated record
UCCAAAUCGUAGGCAGCCAAAGGAACUCCGUCAAUCAAAUUUAGCGUCGAUAGAUCCUCUUUUUCUCGAGCUAGCACGCACAGGCACAUGCAGCGCAGGUGCAGGCGCACGCGCAGGGCAGUUGAGCGGCGAUGGAAAGCGCAGAGUUGGCCGGAACAGAAGACGAAGCGGAAACAGCUCAAACUCGGGCUGGGGAUGAGGAUGAGGAUGACGAUGUGGAGCGAUCACGCGAUUCAGUGCAGUUCGGGCGUCGACGCCGCAACUACUGGCUCAGCCUGUACGGCUUUGACUCCGCCGAUGCCGUCCGCAUCCUGUACAUCUUCAUGCGCUUCUGCCAUCUGACCGCCAUCCAUCAGCUGCCGCACGGCAUCGAGCUGAGGUUCGGCUCGUCGGAGCACCUCCAGAGGGGCCGUCUGCUCGCCCAACGGCUCGUCGUGAGCCAAUUCCAGCUGCGGUGGCGAAUGGGUCGCAUGCCACGCCCAGAGGAGCAGCAGGCUGCUGAGGAGGCGGAAGGGAGCAUGGAAACGGCCAGUCUGAGCAUACUGGGAAGGUUGCGUCGGGCCUUUGUCAACUACUUUAAUGGUACGAGUAUGUCACGGUAGUCGAUGGUCUGGUGUGGUGGUGCUUAAUAAAGUUCAGUGAUAUUCAGCAAAAUUUAAUUCCAUUAAAA